AUGGCGGACGAGGGUCAUUUAAAAUACGAUGCGUGCACUGACAGCCUGCUCAUGCGCUCUGGCAGUCAGCAAAUCGAUUUCGAACGAUACAGGAAAAUGGUCCAGUGGUACAUAGACAAGCACCAGUACACAACAGCGCUGUUCUGGGCUGACAAGCUCGCAUCGAUGUCAGGAGAAAACGCCGAUGAUAUUUACACUAUGGCCCACUGUCUCUACCUGACGAAGCAGUACCACAGAGCAGCGCACUGCAUCGAAAGUAGAAACCUGCACAAGGCAAGUCUGAAUUUCAAGAUAUUGGCCGUGUCCAGCAGACUUGCAGGCAAGGAGUACAAAGAGGCAAUAGAAAUCUCGGAAGCACCGCUCUUGGAACCCUGUCAUCCCGAGGGCAAGGGCGACGACUCUGGUUCACAGCACCGGUUGGAGGCUUCACUGCACCUUCUCAAAGGAAAGGCGAACGAGGCUAUUGAGAACCGCUCGGUGGCUGCCGAAUGCUACAAGAAAGCACUAGCCCUUGACAUUCACUGCUAUGAAGCAUUUGAAGCUCUUGUUAAGCAUCAGAUGCUUUCUCGAGAGGAAGAGGAGAGCGUCCUCAAUUUGCUGACCAUGGCUAUGGGUGCAUCUUGUGAAGACAGCGAAUUCGUCAGGCUUCUGUAUGGAACCAAGGUUAAAAAGUAUGACAAGCCGGACCUUUCCGAGCUUCCAAACGAGCUUUCCAAGCUCAGCGACAACCUCGACAUUGCCACAGCCGUGGCUGAGAAGUGCUACUAUAAUUGUGACUAUAAGCGUUGCUAUUCCAUCACUUCUUUGGUGCUUAAUAGAGACCCCUACCUCAUGGAGUGUCUUCCCAUCCACAUAUCGUGUCUGAUGGAGCUGGGGAAAUCCAACGAUUUGUUCUACUUGGCCCACAAGCUUGUCGAUAUGUACCCCGAAAACGCUAUAUCAUGGUUUGCUGUUGGUUGCUACUACUACCUAAUAGGCAAAGCAGGUUCUGCAAGGCGUUACCUCAGCAAGGCCACCGUAUUGGACCAGGUGUUUGGUCCGGCCUGGCUCAUGUAUGGCCACUCGUUCGCCAUGGAAAGUGAGCAUGACCAGGCAAUGGCAGCUUACUUCAAGGCACUCCAGCUAAUCAAAGGGUGUCACCUCCCGUUCUUGUACAUUGGGCUCGAGUACGGCUUGACCAACAACACCAAGCUGGCAGAGCGGUUCUUCAGCCAAGCACUGGCCAUCGCACCAAACGACCCUUUUGUACUCCAUGAAAUGGGUGUUGUGGCCUUCCAGAAUCAAGAGUACCCAGCUGCCAAGCGGCACUUCGAGAACGCCCUGAACUUGCUCCAGGCGAAUGACCGCGGUGUUCUUCCUGAGAAGUGGGAGCCUCUUCUGAACAACUUGGGUCACACCUACCGAAAAUUGAAGAAGUACAACAGAGCCCUGGAGUAUCACCAGCAAGCCCUGGUCCUGUCUCCGAAAAAUGCCUCCACGCUUUCAGCUAUCGGUUUUGUGCACAGUCUAAUGCGUGACUGGGCUCAUGCAGUCGACUACUUUCACAAGGCUCUAGGUCUGCAGAGGGACGAUGCAUUCUCGACCACCAUGCUCUCUCAAGCAAUAGAGCAGCAGAUGAAGGUGCUAACGCCCGGCAAAGGCGUGCCCGACGUGUUGCCCGAGUACACCUCCAGUGACAGCCCACAAAGCUCUGCACUGGACAUGGAUGUCACGAAUGCUUCAUGCCAGUCUCAGGACUACGACAUUGACAGCAUCAACUAGAAGAAAUUGUUUCCACAUAUGUACAUAAACUCUAUUCAUCUGAUUGUGGAUGGCUUUGUU
Rhipicephalus microplus (southern cattle tick) is the source of this 1821-nucleotide messenger RNA. It is a transcript of the gene Cdc16, whose product is annotated as cell division cycle protein 16. The record is from RefSeq and is a predicted model, not a curated record. Gene Ontology annotation, molecular function: protein binding. Gene Ontology annotation, cellular component: anaphase-promoting complex; cytoplasm. NCBI's taxonomy places the organism in Eukaryota, Metazoa, Arthropoda, Arachnida, Ixodida, Ixodidae. Gene Ontology annotation, biological process: cell division; protein ubiquitination; anaphase-promoting complex-dependent catabolic process.